CUGACGUCAGAGCAGCCAGUAGUUUGUCCAGGGUGCCUGAGUCCGGACUUGUGGAGAUAUCUGCUGGGAGGAGGAGCUGUCAAAGUUUGAGUUUACCAGGGAGGAAAACUCCUUUGCAUAACAAGGAAAAAGCCAGAGGUUUCCAAGUUUUGAUAAAGCGGAAUAUCGCGCGUUGCUGGCAUGGAAUGACACCAUCUCACCAAGAACUUCAUAAACACGAUGGCAACCUAUUUUCUGAAGUGGAUCAUUCUCACCUCUCUGCUCUGCUUUGGCUCUUGUGUUCUUGCGGAAAAGAAAGUAUGCCAAGGCAUCACCAACCGUCUAAAUCUUCUGGGUUCCAAAGAGGACCACUACCAGAACAUGGUGAAGACUUACAGCAACUGCACCGUGGUCCUAGAGAACCUGGAGGUCACCUACAUGGACGAGCACCGGGACCUGUCCUUUCUCAGGUCCAUUGAGGAAGUGGGUGGCUAUGUCCUGAUCGCCCUCAACACAGCUUCCAGGAUUCCCCUGGAGAACCUACGCAUCAUACGAGGUCAUUCACUCUAUGAGGGAGGGUUUGCACUCGCCGUUCUGGCCAAUUAUGACAAAGCUACAGGUCAGGGCACCAAUGAGCUUCUUCUGACCAGCCUGACAGAAAUUCUUAAAGGAGGUGUAAAGUUUGGGACCAGCCUGCUAUGCAAUGUGGAAACAAUACAAUGGUAUGAUAUCGUCAACAUGGACAGCAAACCCAACAUGGAGCUCCCAGUGGCCAGCAACAAUCCACUUUGUAAAAGAUGCGACUCAAGCUGUUUCAAUGGGUCAUGCUGGGCACCUGGUCCUCAAAACUGUCAGACACUAACAAAGCUGAACUGUGCACAGCAGUGCUCUAAGAGAUGCAGAGGAUCUUCGCCCAGUGACUGCUGUAAUGAGCACUGUGCCGCAGGCUGCACAGGACCACGGCCCACCCAAUGUCUGGCCUGUCGGGACUUCCAGGAUGAAGGGGUGUGUAAGGACUCCUGCCCAGGCCUCAUGCGCUAUGACCCCAACUUGCACCAGCUGGUACCUAACCCACAUGGAAAAUACAACUUUGGUGCCACCUGUGUCAAGAGCUGCCCACAUAACUAUGUUGUGACCGAUCAUGGCGCGUGUGUGCGGGCGUGCAGCGGCAACACAUACGAGGUGGACGAGGGAGGAAUUAGGAAGUGCGCCAAGUGUGACGGACUGUGUCCAAAAGUGUGCAAUGGACUCGGAACAGGAGAUCUGACUCGCAUCCUGUCUAUCAAUGCCACCAACAUUGACUCAUUUAAAAACUGCACCAAAAUCAAUGGUAACAUAGCUAUCAUCCACACAUCGAUUUACGGGGAUGCAUUUACCAAAACACCAAAGAUGGUUCCUGCGCAGCUCGAUGUGUUUAAGACAGUUAAAGAAAUUACUGGGUACUUGUGGAUUCAAACAUGGCCAGAGAGCAUGACCUCGCUCAGUCCUUUUGAAAAUCUGGAGAUCAUUCGAGGACGAACUAAACGUGGUAGCCGCAGCGUGGUUAUGACUCAGCUCAGUAUCGACUACCUGGGCCUUCGGUCCCUCAAAGAAAUCAGCGAUGGAGAUGUGGUUAUUGUUAAGAAUCAGAACCUGUGCUACACUAAUAAAAGUCACUGGAAGGGGCUUUUCAAGUCAGAACGCCAAAGUGCUACAAUAGAGGAUAACGCUGAUGCUGACGCAUGUGCUCUGAGGAACAAAACGUGUGACAGGAAGUGUACCGCAAUCGGCUAACGUGGGGGGCGGCGGCCCGGGACGUUGGUUUCCUGCCGUGGUUACAGCCGUGGUGGGAGCUGUGUUGACUCUUGCAACAUCCUGGAGGGAGAGCCACGGGAAGCAGUCGUGAAUAAAGCCUGCAUGGACUGUCACCCCGAAUGCCAACGCAUGAAUGGAACUGCAACCUGCAGUGCGCCUGGUUCUGGAAACUGUACUAAGUGUGCAAACUACCAAGACGGUCUGUUCUGUGUGUCUCGCUGCCCCCAAGGCGUUCCCGGAGAGGACGACAUGCUAGUGUGGAAAUACGCAGAUGAGAUGAAAAUGUGCCAGCUAUGUCACGAAAACUGCACUCAGGGGUGCGUUGGGCCUGGUCUCGAAGGCUGCCAGAGAAGCAAUUCAGGUCUUUCCAUGAUUGCUGCUGGUGUAGUCGGUGGGCUGCUGGCUGUGUUCAUUGCAGGUCUCUCUGUGUUUGUGUUGCUACGCCGACGCCACAUCAAGAGAAAGAGGACCAUGCGCAGACUGCUCCAAGAGAAAGAGUUGGUUGAACCCCUGACUCCAAGUGGAGAGGCACCAAACCAGGCUCUACUGCGAAUCCUGAAGGAGCCUGAAUUUAAGAAAAUCAAAGUGCUGGGAUCAGGGGCUUUUGGCACUGUUUACAAGGGCCUGUGGGUUCCAGAGGGAGAGGAUGUAAAGAUCCCAGUAGCCAUCAAGGUUUUGAGAGAAGCCACAUCACCAAAAGCAAACAAAGAAAUACUGGAUGAGGCUUAUGUGAUGGCGAGUGUGGAACACCCCCAUGUGUGUCGCCUGCUUGGCAUCUGCCUGACUUCCACAGUGCAGCUCGUCACCCAGCUGAUGCCCUACGGCUGCCUGCUGGACUAUGUCAAAGAGAACAAGGACAACAUUGGCUCCCAGCACCUGCUUAACUGGUGUGUCCAGAUAGCCAAGGGUAUGAACUACCUGGAAGAGCGCCACUUGGUGCACCGUGACUUGGCAGCCAGAAACGUCCUGGUGAAGACUCCUCAGCAUGUCAAGAUCACCGAUUUUGGUCUGGCCAAGCUCCUCAAUGCAGACGAGAAAGAGUAUCAUGCAGAUGGAGGAAAGGUUGGUGGGAGAUUAGUGUUAGCAGGUUUCAUCUGUCUGUCCUGAAUGUUUCAAAAAGAU
Molecule: messenger RNA, 2895 nt
Organism: Monopterus albus (swamp eel)
Lineage: Eukaryota; Metazoa; Chordata; Actinopteri; Synbranchiformes; Synbranchidae
Gene: egfra
Product: epidermal growth factor receptor a (erythroblastic leukemia viral (v-erb-b) oncogene homolog, avian)
Biological process (GO): cell surface receptor protein tyrosine kinase signaling pathway; multicellular organism development; negative regulation of apoptotic process
Cellular component (GO): plasma membrane; signaling receptor complex; basal plasma membrane
Molecular function (GO): ATP binding; epidermal growth factor binding; epidermal growth factor receptor activity
Source: RefSeq, a predicted model, not a curated record